GUGCGAAUUGAAUCGAUCAAGGCUGGUUGCUAUAACACGUUAGUGAUGUUGAACUUAGAUGGAAAUCCGUACGAGAAGGAAGGUUUGAAAUCGCCUCUGUACGAAUACAAGUACAAUGAGCCUUUGAAGCCGGAUCAGAAAGAAUUCCCUAAAAAACCCCAACCUUUCGAUUUGUAUCUCGACAUGUAUCGGGAUCCUAAGGAAGUGGAACAAGAACUUUUGGAGGAAAGAUUGAAACGCGCUCAGCUAGAUGACUAUCAGGCACCAAAAUGGUUAGAUCCAAAUUACAACGAAAAUAAAAAGAAUUUGCCCGCUUGGCAACAUCGAAGGAUUCUGGCAAGAGAUGGACGUUAUCGAGCUUUAUAUAAUAAUGCAUUGAAGUCUAAUUUUUGA
Molecule: messenger RNA, 393 nt
Organism: Strongylus vulgaris
Lineage: Eukaryota; Metazoa; Nematoda; Chromadorea; Rhabditida; Strongylidae
Source: the annotation of a GenBank genome assembly